AUGUCAGCGCCAAGUCGCCGACGUAAUCGCUCUCUGGCUUCUUGUGAGCCAUGCCGGAAAUGCAAGAUUCGGUGUGAUCACAGGAAACCCGUCUGUGCUUCAUGUCAACGCCGCGGUCUACAAUGCUGGUAUCACCCUGCGCCUUUGACCAAACAACGGAAUUUCCAGGGAUCGACUAUCUCAACUCCACCCAGCUCAACCAGUGUGGUACAAAGUGAACCUUCAAACAAUGCCAAUAGUCCCUCGACUGGAACUCCAAUAUUCCACACAUGGCCGUUCCUGUCGGCAGAACCCAACGGUUUGACAUCGCGUGAUACGGUCACCGGGGGCCACAAUUACAAUAUAAAGGCACACAAUGAGCACUUAACAACCAUUGAAGACAUUGUCUCCCAAUUGGAACUAUUCCCAGUUAUUGAAAAACGAAUCCACGAGUAUUAUUCAUUCAGUCAAGUUGCACUUGUACCUAGGCCACUUGUGCUGCAGCUGAUCACUUCCCUUCGAACGUGUCUCGCAGACUCGGGUUACAUGAGAGAAGAGAGAACCGACCGGAUCUCCAUUCAUCAGGGUCCGCAACUAGCAGAAGAUAUUUUACGCUCAUCCUCAUCGGACGUAGCCAUCACGCAAGACUUGGACUUGGAGGCCUUCUGCGCGCUAUUCAGCGGAGCGAAUUUGCGCAUAGAAACUCUUGGUCUAUUAUAUACUAUGGCAGCACGCUCUUCUCUCUAUACUAAAGGUUAUGGAGACGAUAAAUACCAAGAUGAUAAGUUCACUACGGAAAUGGGUUGGUAUGGCAACUCAUGCUUGCGGCUGGCUCGUGAGCUUGCACCAGAAACAACUGAUCUUAUGGUAUGGCUUGCUCAUGAGAAUCUGCAACUUACCACGCUUUUUGAGGGAGAUGCAAGUGAGUCCAGCGUUCCUGAAACAAGCAGUUCGCAUAUUCACAGUGUCCUAGGUCUAGGUGUCUGGCGACGGGUAGGCGACCUCGCUACAGAUCUACUAGCAUUGGGCUUGAAUAGAGAAGCAACACACUCAGUCACGCCAUUUUUUCUGGCGGAGUGUCGACGAAGAAGCUUUGUCAGAGCUUAUUAUCUUGACAAAGUGUUCGCAGCAGUGUUCAACCGGCCGCCUCGAAUAACUGCUCGACAUGCAGACUGCAACCUGCCGUUGGACUUAUCUGAUGACGAAAUUUUCACAUCGUCAGACAAAAUAGAACAAGCAAAAGACAGGCUUACGCAAAACGGCUGGAACACAGAUGGAAAAUAUAGAGCCGCCACGUGGGCUCGGAUACGUUAUAUUCUAGCAGAAUUUCGUGAAGAAAUUGUCGAAUAUCAAUAUCGAUCAAUAAAACCUGCCGAUAAUAUCAAGCUCAGAGAGUUGUCCAGUCGCUGCUAUGUAGCGUGGAACAGUUUACCCCAUUAUCUUCAAUACAGACAGGAGUGCUGGGCAUCGAAUCUCCCACCCGCACAUUGCUAUAUGCAUGCAAAGGUCUACCUGUCAUAUCUUCACAUCCACUUUCAAAUUUAUCGAUUACUUGGCAGGGGUGAUGGUAACACGACUUUUCAACCAGAGUUGCUUGAGGUGUCAGCGAACAUGCUCGAAACAGUUGUGAAAAUGACGAAUUGUCGCGGGAGAACAUCUUCACCUCGCGAUCUGCCUGGCAUUAUUCUCUCAUAUGGUUUGCCAUGUGCUGCAAUCCUCUCUACUGCAAUGGAAACUUCUAUUCAAGAUUCAUCAAGAGGAGCACAACUUCUUGUUGGCAUCAAGACAUCCACUCUUAUUCGAAAUCUUUCUGUCCUAGUGUCUCAACUCGAGACCGUUUCCAGUCCUAGUGAGACCAAUCAUGUAUUUUGCAUCAAAGCCUCAAAGGCUAUCUCGCGCAAGCUCGACCACAUCUUGGAUAGCUUUACGACAGCCAGUUCUACAAAGCCUCCUGAUCGUAUACCAGAGCCAGUCCCAACACUACCUGCGCUAAACACCACAACAAUGACGGAUAUGGAUACGACUAGCUUCGUUGAUUUUGAUCACUUUGACCUUGCAGAUUGGGCCAUCAAUUUUGACAUAAGCACUAUGAGCGAUGAGUGGACUAUGUUUUGA
Penicillium crustosum is the source of this 2094-nucleotide messenger RNA. RefSeq lists its product as uncharacterized. Lineage: Eukaryota; Fungi; Ascomycota; Eurotiomycetes; Eurotiales; Aspergillaceae. Gene Ontology annotation, molecular function: DNA-binding transcription factor activity, RNA polymerase II-specific; DNA binding; zinc ion binding. The record is from RefSeq and is a predicted model, not a curated record. Gene Ontology annotation, cellular component: nucleus. The coding region runs from base 1 to 2094 and encodes 697 amino acids. Gene Ontology annotation, biological process: regulation of DNA-templated transcription; DNA-templated transcription. The transcript has 3 exons.